Messenger RNA from Grammomys surdaster, 1872 nucleotides. It is a transcript of the gene Echdc1, whose product is annotated as ethylmalonyl-CoA decarboxylase 1. Gene Ontology annotation, cellular component: cytosol. The coding region runs from base 188 to 1087 and encodes 299 amino acids. The record is from RefSeq and is a predicted model, not a curated record. NCBI's taxonomy places the organism in Eukaryota, Metazoa, Chordata, Mammalia, Rodentia, Muridae. Gene Ontology annotation, molecular function: enoyl-CoA hydratase activity. Gene Ontology annotation, biological process: fatty acid beta-oxidation. The transcript is spliced from 6 exons.
UCUGCUGGCUCUGGCGCCGCCGUGCAUGGCUCGCGAGGUUCCGGAGGGCUCUGGCAAGUCCUGAGGCGUUAGUUACAGAGAACGUGGGAAACCCGCGGCGUUGGCAAGUUCAAAAAGGAUGAGGAGGUUUGAGGUCAACUCUGAGCUAAUUUCUGAAUACUUUGGAAUCCCUUGUGAGAACUGAGAAAUGGCAAAAAGUCUUUUGGCUUCAUCUCUGUCUGUAAGAACAAAACUCUUACAAACAGGAGUGUCGCUUUAUAACACAACUCACGGCUUCCAUGAGGAGGAAGUAAAGAAGGUACUGGAGCAGUUUCCUGGUGGAUCCAUUGACCUUCAGAAGAAGCAGAAUGGCAUUGGCAUUCUGACACUAAACAAUCCUAAUAAAAUGAAUGCCUUCUCAGGUAUCAUGAUGCUAGAACUUUUGGAAAAAGUAAUUGAAUUAGAAAAUUGGACAGAAGGAAAAGGCCUCAUUGUCCAUGGAGCAAAAAAUACUUUUUGCUCAGGAUCUGAUCUGAAUGCUGUGAAGGCACUCUCAACUCCAGAAAAUGGAGUGGCCUUAUCUAUGUUCAUGCAAAACACCUUAACAAGAUUUAUGAGACUACCAUUAAUAAGCGUUGCUCUGGUUCAAGGCUGGGCUAUGGGUGGAGGAGCAGAACUUACUACAGCAUGUGAUUUCAGGUUAAUGACUGAAGAAAGUGUGAUCAGAUUUGUCCACAAGGAGAUGGGUAUAGUUCCAAGCUGGGGUGGUGCCAGCCGGCUGGUUGAAAUCAUUGGCAGCAGACAAACUCUCAAAGUGUUAAGUGGGACUCUCAAACUGGAUUCCAAGGAAGCUUUAAAUAUAGGCCUGGCUGACGAGGUCUUACAGUCCUCAGAUGAAGCUACGGCUCUAGAACAGGCACAAAAGUGGCUGGAGCAAUUUGUCAGUGGACCUCCACAAGUCAUUAGGGGUUUAAAAAAAUCUGUCUGUUCUGGCCGAGAAUUGUAUUUAGAGGAGGCAUUACAGAAUGAACGAGAUGUUUUGGAAACACUGUGGGGUGGACCUGCAAAUUUAGAGGCUAUUGCUAAGAAAGGAAAACAUACUAAAUAGGUUUUGAAAUGCAAGUGUCCUGCAAGUGAAGCUGCAGUGAGAGCAUGCAUGGAGGGGAAAGGAUACUAGAAAUCAGCAGAACUAAUCAUCCGAAGACGCUUUGAUGCAGAUUUGGUUUGGGUGGCGUUCUCCACACUUCAACUCAGUGCUCUGUUGUCUGUCUUUCUUAACGUUUAACACUUCUACCAAUUUCUACAUUCCUGUAGUAAUUCUUAGCCUGGGCUUAUAUUUUGUGACAAACUUACUAAGUUAACCUUUAAGAGAGGGUCUUAAACUUGCUAUGUAGCCAAGGGUAGUCUUGAAUUUCUGACCUUCCUGCGACCGCCUCCCAAAUGCUUGUUAUUACUGCUAUUUUUGGCUGUUUCAGUCUUUCUUAAGUUGAAAUAAUUUAAAAAAGCAAAAUUAAAAACAAACUUAAAGGACCUUAGUAAAUCUUUCAUAUGAAGCAAAAAGCUGGGAGAAAUUAGAGGCAUGUGGGAAAUAUUAGGGUUUGUGUGUUUGUCUGUGUGUGUGCGUACUCUGUACACCUUGGAUUCUGAUGGGAAAUGGUUCUUCAUUUAAAGAAAAAAAAGGUGCAUCUUUGCCUCUGGUUUUGGAGCUUUUGUUGGUCUUUUCAACUGUCUUCUAUUUUAAAAGACGUACUGAACAGUGAAAGCCACUCUACUGAGCACCGACUGGCUAUACAGAGUAGCAUUGUAUUGGUCCCUAGAAUUUUCAAGUUAACAGUAAAACAGUAAUGUCGAUAGGGUUUUUUAAUUGAAACUAUUAAAGAUUCAUGAAGCAUC